AGCACAGGUUGACAACGGCAACCUCACAACAUAAAAAGAAUCAAAUUGAAUGAAAUAUUUCAAAUAAUUUCAGAAGAAUUACAAAAAAUAAAGUACCUGAUUGAGCUGAUACAAUGGAGUCCACGGAAGCUCCCCAACCUGCUGCACCGGUGGCUCUCUUCAAGAAGCGUACCACGAAAGGAAAAUCCAAUUUAAGAAAACGAGCCGCCACUCCUCCACCUGCCUUGGACGGCGACUCAGACUACUCCUCUUCCGAAGAUGAAUCAGGGCGCAAGAUCAAACGAAGGAAGAAGAAUACUGGAGCUGUGACAGCCUCAUCGGCGAACAAUCCUAGCGCUGCUUCUGAGCUCACAUCCACAAAAUACACAGCAGACCGGAGUGCCACAAUCAAGAGCUCGAACGAUGCUACUAAGCAAAGCAAUUGGUAUGAUGAGAAUGCCACCGAUGCUCUAUCCAGCAAGAAUCUACUAGGCAGUACAAGAGCUACUGCUACAACGUCAGAGGCUCCAGACGGUACAUACAAAGGCCUUGCGAACGCCACCUCCUUCAUCCAAAAGAACCCCAAUGCUCCCACGAGAGUCGUCGGUCCUAUAAAAGCGCCUACAAACAUCAGAACCAUUACAGUCACAGAUUUCGCCCCCGAUGUUUGUAAAGAUUACAAACAAACAGGUUUCUGUGGAUUCGGUGACAAUUGCAAGUACCUCCAUGCUAGAGAGAGUUAUAAGGCGGGUUGGCAGUUAGACAAGGAAUGGGAGAACGUCACGAAGGGAAAGAAGAAUAUCGGAGGUACCACGAUAGCAAGUGCGAAUCGAAAUGCCGAGGAGGAGGGGUCAGAUGAUGACGAUGCCGCGUUGGAAGGUAUUCCAUUUGCGUGCAUUAUAUGCAAGGACAGGUACAAGGAACCUAUUGUUACAAAAUGUGGGCACUACUUUUGCGAAAGGUGUGCUUUGCAGAGAUAUAGGAAGGAUCCUAGUUGUCCUGCUUGUGGUGUCGGUACAGGAGGAGUGUUCAAUGUUGCGAAGGGUUUAAAGAAGCUAUUGGACAUGAAAAGAGAGAGGGCCGCGAAGAGAAGACAAAAGGCUAUUGAAGCGGGGGAAGAGGUCAGUGAAGAUGAGGAAGAAGAUGUUGAAUAGGGAUGCAACUAUGAAUACAGAUGCAUGGUCCGAGGAC
Messenger RNA from Mollisia scopiformis, 1170 nucleotides. RefSeq lists its product as uncharacterized. The transcript has 2 exons. Gene Ontology annotation, molecular function: metal ion binding. The coding region runs from base 114 to 1133 and encodes 339 amino acids. Gene Ontology annotation, biological process: snoRNA splicing. The record is from RefSeq and is a predicted model, not a curated record. NCBI's taxonomy places the organism in Eukaryota, Fungi, Ascomycota, Leotiomycetes, Helotiales, Mollisiaceae. Gene Ontology annotation, cellular component: U2-type spliceosomal complex.